AUCGUCCUCUACGCGAAAAAAGUCGGGUUUCAACCAGAUUAUCCUUCUCUUUUGCAAAAAAUUAUGCGACUUGAUCCUGACAAAGGUGGAGAAUUCGCUGCUAUGUUGGCUACUGAUGAGGGUGGGCCUUUAGUCGAUAUCGAACGAAUUGUUGAUGUUUUUAUGUCACAAAACUUGAUUCAACAAGCAACAUCAUUUUUAUUGGAUGCUUUAAAAGAUAAUAAACCGGAACAAGCACAUUUACAAACUCGAUUACUUGAAAUGAAUCUUAUGCAUGCCCCGCAAGUUGCUGAUGCAAUUCUUGGCAAUGAAAUGUUUAGCUAUUACGAUAAACCAUCUAUCGCCUCACUUUGUGAAAGGGCUGGUUUACUCCAAAGAGCGCUAGAACACUAUACUGAUAUCAACGACAUUAAACGAGUUAUUGUUCAUACUCAAUCAUUAAAUACUGAUUUUGUCAUCAAUUACUUUGGUAAUUUAUCUGUCGACCAAUCAUUGGAUGUGUUGAAAGAAAUGCUUAAAGUAAACAUUAGGCAGAACUUGCAAAUAGUUGUGCAAAUUGCCACUAAAUAUUCGGAACAAUUGCAACCUUUGAAUUUGAUUCAAUUGUUUGAGUCGUUUAAGACAUACGAAGGCCUUUAUUACUAUCUUGGCUCAAUUGUUAAUCUUAGUACAGACCCCGAUGUGGUUUUUAAAUAUAUUCAAGCUGCUGUAAAGACUGGUCAAAUUAAAGAGGUGGAAAGGGUCUGUCGAGAAAGCCAGUAUUAUGAUCCAGAAAAAGUGAAAAAUUUCCUCAAGGCAUCUAAACUUGCAGAUCAACUUCCCUUGAUAAUUGUGUGUGAUCGAUUUGACUUUGUUCAUGACUUAGUUCUAUAUUUAUAUCAGCAAAACAUGACAAAGUAUAUAGAAGUUUAUGUUCAAAAAGUUAAUUCUGCUCGUACUCCUGCUGUAGUUGGUGGUCUUCUCGAUGUUGACUGUGAUGAAAUAGUUAUCAAGAAUCUUCUAUCAUCUGUUACUGGUCAUGUACCCGUUGAUCAGCUUGUUCAAGAAGUUGAAAAACGCAAUCGCCUUAAGUUACUUUUACCAUGGCUAGAACAGCGUGUUAAUGAAGGUUCUCAGGAUCCAGCUGUGUUUAAUGCUUUAGCCAAGAUAUAUAUUGAUAGUAAUAAUAAUCCUGAGGCCUUUUUAAGAGAGAAUACACUUUACGAUUCUUCAGCAAUUGGCAAAUAUUGUGAAAAGCGUGAUCCAUAUCUUGCCUUUAUCGCAUAUCAACGUGGACAAUGUGAUCAUGAACUCGUCAAAGUUACAAAUGAGAAUUCCAUGUUUAAACAUCAAGCUCGCUAUUUGAUAAAACGUCGUGAUCUAACGCUUUGGGCUCAUGUUCUGGAUCCGAAUAAUAUGUACCGUAGAUCCCUCAUUGAUCAGGACGAUCUUCGAGUAUUGACCA
Molecule: messenger RNA, 1444 nt
Organism: Racocetra persica
Lineage: Eukaryota; Fungi; Glomeromycota; Glomeromycetes; Diversisporales; Gigasporaceae
Source: the annotation of a GenBank genome assembly